Molecule: messenger RNA, 1348 nt
Organism: Pomacea canaliculata
Lineage: Eukaryota; Metazoa; Mollusca; Gastropoda; Architaenioglossa; Ampullariidae
Product: complement component 1 Q subcomponent-binding protein, mitochondrial-like
Exons: 6
Coding region: 47-880 (277 amino acids)
Biological process (GO): cytosolic ribosome assembly
Cellular component (GO): mitochondrial matrix
Source: RefSeq, a predicted model, not a curated record
CGGAAGUGUGUCCGGACAUUAUUGCUGCGACCACCACGAGAAGCACAUGUCAAGAAUGGCCAGGUGUAUGAGAUAUUCGCUGCCAGCAGUUUCAAAAUAUGUCUUCGGCUCCAACAGCUUGCGUCUGACGCAAAGUCCUCUUAAAUUUAUCACUCAGAUUCAAAAUUUGGGGAUGCGACAGAGCAGCAGCGCUCUAUUUGGGCCAUUUCUACGCAAAAAAUCAGCGACAUUGACUGCGGUCAAAUCUUCAACGUGCGAUUAUCCACGGGCACUACAAACAGAGGUUGAUAAAGAGUUGACCAAGUUCUUGGAAAAAGAGAUCACCUUUGAGGAAUCUGAAAGAAAGAAACAAGUGCAAGUGAAGGGUGUGGAUGGGUUUGAAGUCACAACGGCAGAUGCUGACAUAACUCUGACGCGUAAGAGUGGUAAUGAAAUCAUAAAGGUCAAGUUCACAGUAAAUGGUUCAGUUGAUGCUGAGGCAUCUAUGCAGGCUGACGACCAAGAGGCUGAACCAGAGAUGGUGUCUCGACCCCCAUUUACAGUAGAAAUCACUAAAGGAGAUGGACGCACACUGUCUCUGCACUGUACCUUCGUCUCACCUGCAGAGCUGGAGCAGGAGACAUCUCAGGACACUGAAGCUAUUGUGGAUAAUUUUGAGAUCCAGGAAGUAGCACUGCAUACAGGAGAGUUGACAGAGACAGUGUACUCUGUGUCAGCAGACAUCAUGGAUGGGAAUCUCUACGAUCUCCUUAUGGACAUGCUGGACGAGCGAGGUAUUAACGAUGAAUUUGCCAACCAGCUUGUUGACUUCAGCUCAAGUUACGAGCACUCUAAAUAUGUAGAAUUUCUUAAAAAUCUGAAAUCUUUUGCUGAAAAAUAGAGUGUCCUUUGGCAUAACAUUGGCUCCUCAUAUACUUCAGAAUGUUGUGGUGGCUACAUAGAAAUGAUUUUUUCUGCUCUUCAAAAUGUUAAAAUUGUGUAGCAUUAUGUGGGAGCUGUUAAAGAACAAUCGUAUUCCAUUCAGACGCACCAUCAGACAGGUCUGUUCUUGUCAGGAGUUGCAAAUUAUGCAGUUUAUAUUUUGGCUUAUUGUAUAGCCUAUUCCCUUAAAUUGGUGGUUGCUGACGUGGUUGGAUUUUGUGAACGCAUUUUGAAUGUAGUUUUUAACAGAUUUUCCAACCAGGGUUGAACAAAGGGAUAGGAUCAUUGAAACGUGUUUAUGUUUGACUUCAUACACAUUUUAUUCACAGUUUUUGCAUCUUUGAUGACCAUACAGAAUGUUUUGCAUACCGUUGUUUGUCUUGUAAAUGUAACAAGGAAUAAAGCCAGACUGCCAUUUUCUUAUCAA